This is a messenger RNA of Hibiscus syriacus, 2067 nucleotides long. Its product is annotated as probable serine/threonine-protein kinase WNK3. Gene Ontology annotation, cellular component: cytoplasm. Gene Ontology annotation, biological process: intracellular signal transduction; protein phosphorylation. Bases 80 to 1930 code for a protein of 616 amino acids. NCBI's taxonomy places the organism in Eukaryota, Viridiplantae, Streptophyta, Magnoliopsida, Malvales, Malvaceae. The record is from RefSeq and is a predicted model, not a curated record. Gene Ontology annotation, molecular function: protein serine/threonine kinase activity; ATP binding. The transcript has 8 exons.
AAUAGCAGAAUUUUUCGAAUUUUUCGCCUGACGUUUGAUCUUCUUUUGAUAUUGUUCUCGUGUUUGAGAAAGCCGAGGAAUGAUGCAGGAUACAAUCUCAGAUCAGGAACAAGACGAUCCCGAUGCCGAGUUCGUCGAAAUUGAUCCUACGGGCCGAUAUGGUCGGUACAAGGAGGUUUUAGGAAGAGGAGCUUUCAAAAAAGUAUACAGAGCAUUUGAUGAACUGGAAGGUAUAGAGGUGGCAUGGAAUCAAGUUAAGGUCACCGAUCUUCUGCGAAAUUCGGAAGAUUUGGAGCGAUUAUAUUCUGAAGUUCAUUUGCUCAAAACAUUGAAGCACAAGAAUAUAAUCAAGUUUUAUAAUUCGUGGGUCGAUACCAAAAAUGAAAAUAUCAACUUCAUCACUGAGAUUUUCACUUCGGGUACCCUGCGGCAGUAUCGGAAGAAGCAUAAGCAUGUUGAUUUGAGGGCUUUGAAGAAAUGGUCUAGGCAGAUCUUGGAGGGCCUUCUUUAUCUUCAUGGCCACGACCCCCCAGUGAUUCACCGGGACCUGAAAUGUGAUAACAUCUUCGUCAAUGGCAACCAAGGCGAGGUGAAGAUCGGGGAUCUUGGAUUGGCUGUUAUCCUUCGCCAGGCUCGUGCAGCACAUAGUGUUAUUGGUACACCAGAGUUUAUGGCACCUGAACUCUACGAAGAGGAGUACAAUGAGCUCGUAGAUAUUUACGCUUUCGGCAUGUGUUUGCUGGAGUUAGUGACAUUUGAGUAUCCAUACCUUGAAUGUGCCAAUGCAGCUCAAAUAUUCAAGAAGGUGACAUCGGGAAUAAAGCCAGCAUCAUUGGCAAAAGUGACUGAUCCUGGAGUCAAGUUGUUUAUCGAAAAAUGUAUUGCUAAAGCCUCCGAACGGUUGUCUGCUAAAGAGCUUUUACGGGAUCCGUUUCUCCAACCGGUUGAGGAAAAUGACAGUGUAGGUCGUUCUUUGCGAGUUAAUCCCCACAUUUCAGAUGGAAAUACAAAGGAUCUUCAAUUCGAGGCGAGCCUAGAUGUUAAAGUGCAAGGCCAGACGAGAGAUCUUAACACGAUAUUUUUGAAACUAAGGAUAGCAGAUUCAACAGGCCAUAUUCGCAACAUCCACUUCCCAUUUGACAUUGAAGCUGAUACAGCAUUUGCUGUUGCUAGUGAAAUGGUUGAGGAGUUGGACUUAACAGAUCAAGAUGUUCCGACAAUUGCUGAAAUGAUUGAAUUGAAAAUCAGUUCUCAUAUCCCCGAUUGGGUUCCCCGUGAAGAAUUUUCGCCUUCUGAUAUUUCUGAAAGUAAGGUUGAUGGAUCUCCAAUGGCUUACGAUCCAACCGCAUCUCCAGGUCGUCUUUCACUCGAGAGAUUGCCAUCAGGUCGAAGAUACUGGUCUGACUCUCCCAAAGCAGCCGGUGGAAUAUCUCCAUCCAGGUUCGGGUUUUCAUACACGGCUCCUCAGAUACCUUUCGUACGAUCUGCGGAUAACUUGGGUGAACAAUAUGAACAGUUCAACGAUAGCUAUGAAAGUGGAGGUAAUAUAAAUAGAGGUAUUUCACUUGUUCGAGUGCCGAAUAAGGUCGCUUAUGAACACGACACAGAUGACGAUGGCCUGGCCAAAGAUGAAAGAGGCCCUACCGACAUGCAAUCGAGUGUGUUCAACGAAAACCUUCAUGGAAUGAAUUCCCCAAGGGAGAACUGUAAACUACCAAAGGACACUGAUAUUAGAGCGAAGUCGAUAUCCAAAAGGCUCAAAUCCUUGUUGCUAAAGCAGCAGCUAGAGUUAGAUGAGCUAAAGAAGAAGCACAGAUUAAAAAUAUUACACUUUCUGAUAGAACUUCCUCCAGAAAUCCGUGACGAGGUUUUGGGUACAUGUAACAUGAACAUUUCCGACUACGAUAUCCAAAAUGCAACGAACGAAUAAUCGUGCAUCCGACAUAUGCUAUAAUCCAGCUAUGUUCAUCUUAGAAUCUUUUGUUUUUGUUGGUAAAGUUGGACACACUAUGUUGGUAGCCGAUAAAUACGAAGAGCAUCGGAUAAUGGCUGACGAGGCGAGACAAG